Botrytis byssoidea is the source of this 2025-nucleotide messenger RNA. RefSeq lists its product as uncharacterized. Lineage: Eukaryota; Fungi; Ascomycota; Leotiomycetes; Helotiales; Sclerotiniaceae. The record is from RefSeq and is a predicted model, not a curated record. The coding region runs from base 1 to 2025 and encodes 674 amino acids. The transcript has a single exon.
AUGCGUUUCUCUACAGCUACUGCUCUUGGCAUGGUCGUUGGCCAGGCUAUAGCUGGUGUUUGUCCAUAUUCUGAUGCUCAAGAAAAGAGGAGCGCUUGUCCUUAUGCAGGAAGAAGUGUCUCUGAUACUCCAAGAGAGCAUUUCCCUCGUGCUGGUAGUGGUGUAGCUCCAGGUAAAAAGGGUGUUAUGUUCAUGAACAGGAUUGCUCCAUCCGUAUCUACUCUAUAUAUCGCCAAUGCAGAUGGAAGCAAUGAACGUGAACUUCUCGGAAACAGCUCUUCCUACGAUUAUCACGGAAACUUCAGUCCUGAUGGAAAGUAUGUUAUCUUCACCACUGAACGUAACGCAGAUGGACAGUCGGAUAUUUACAGAGUCAAGAUUGAUGGUACCGGAUUGGAAUCCUUGGUUGCAACACCAUCUUUUGAAGAUGCAGGUGUACUUUCGCCUGAUGGAACAACACUUGCUUAUGUAUCCACCCAAGGAAACUUCACAGCAAACAUCUGGAUUAAGGAUCUUACUACAGGAGUUGCCUUUAACCUAACCAACACACCCACCACAGCUGGUGACAAUGCCCUUCCAGACGGUCAUUUCCGUCCUUCUUUCUCGCCUGAUGGAGAGUGGAUUGCCUUUUCCUCCGACCGUAACACCGCUUGGACCGGACACAGCAACGGUACCGGUUGGGAACAUACCCAAGAGCUUUCCGUCUACAAGAUCCGACCAAACGGAUCCGACUUCUCCCAAGUUGUCACCAAAGCUGGUUACUCUCUUGGAUCGCCAAAAUGGAGCCCGGAUGGAUCCCGAAUCAUAUUCUAUGAGAUGACUAGAGAGAACACCUACAACGCCCACAUGACCUCCGUCGAUAGUGCAGAGACACAAAUCGCAUCAGUUGAUGUUGCUACCGGACUGGAUUAUGUUUACCAUACCUCUGGAGUUGGAUGCAAAGUCAAUGGCCAAUUCGUAACCGCUGAUGUUGUCGGUUUCAAUACCAAGGGUUCAACUGAUGACAACAUUGGUAUCAACUACAACGGCACCGGUGCUGCGAACUACACCACCAUCCUGGGUGAUAUGCGUAACCCCUCUUGGUCUCCAGAUGGAACCCUGGUCAUCUAUGAAAAGACUAGUUUCACCCCCGUCCGUCCAAUGGAGAAACCCUUGUACAGUUGGGACGGUGAUUUUGAAUACCGCUUCACCGAUGUCUUCCCCAUGCUUUCCAAACAAAACAAAUUGGCCAUCACUCAAAAACAACUCGGUAACUCAUCAAUUGUCACCAUGAACCCAGAUGGUACUGAUCUCGAUUUGGUCUUUGAUGUCUUUUCCACAAACCAAACCUCGUCCUCAGAUACUUCUACUGGUCUUGCAGGUGCAUUCCAACCUUCUUGGACUGCCGAUGGCGAAUGGCUUACCUUUGGACUCGGAUACUGGUUUUUCGAAAGAUCCAUUGAGCCAGGUUGGAUUUAUCGCGUAACAGCUAACGGCUCUCACUACGAGCAAUUGACUUUCGGAGAAGCCGGUGUUUCCAAUGCAGGAUUCCCAUCUUACUCACCCGAUGGAACUAAGAUUGUUUACAGAGAGUGUGGCCCUGCUCCUUUGUACUGCAUCGGUCUUCGCAUUCUGAACCUUGCUGAUGGUACUGUCACAAACUUGACCGAUACCUGGGACAACACUCCUGGUUGGUCUCCAGACGGAGAGCGCAUUGUCUUCACCCGUCGUAACCACCUUAACUUCGAUGAUCUUUCAGCUACCGAUUCUUACGACGUUUACACUAUCUUCCCUAACGGAACUGGCCUCACACAAGUAACUACCAGUGGAGCCAAUGAUGCGCACGCCGUUUGGUCCGCCGAUGGAAGAAUCUUGUACAGCAGUGGAAUGUAUGGAUUCAGAGAGGAGAGUCCUCUCUAUGAUAAUGCCUUCCAGCCUUAUGGACAAAUCAUCUCGAUGAACUUUGAUGGAUCAAACAAGACCAUGUUGACUGAUAGUAUGUGGGAGGAUAGUAUGCCUCUUUACUUUCUCAAUGAUGAGUUUUAG